Molecule: messenger RNA, 1462 nt
Organism: Cydia amplana
Lineage: Eukaryota; Metazoa; Arthropoda; Insecta; Lepidoptera; Tortricidae
Gene: SOCS5
Product: suppressor of cytokine signaling 5-like
Exons: 12
Coding region: 354-1442 (362 amino acids)
Biological process (GO): phosphatidylinositol phosphate biosynthetic process; intracellular signal transduction
Cellular component (GO): phosphatidylinositol 3-kinase complex
Molecular function (GO): 1-phosphatidylinositol-3-kinase regulator activity
Source: RefSeq, a predicted model, not a curated record
AGGAAUGUAACAUAACAAAAAUGUCAGAUUGCAGCAGUCACAAAACUGCGUAUUUCUAUUUUGAGUGUCUGAUUAUUCAAAUAUUUGUAAAUUUGUGAUGUAAAUAAUAUCAAUAAUGGUGUUAGUUGCAUAGAUAUAACGAUUUUGUUCUAGUACGCGCAUGGCAUAGUGUACUUUAAAAUGGACUAUUUAUAUUAUUAUAAGAAGAAACGAACGACUAAUACAACCACCGAAUUAAUUAAUAAUUCAUAUUAAUUAAACAUUUCGAACACGACGCGUCUUCAGAUCGUCCCGUUUUAUAAGAGAUGAUAGUUCGCUGGCCGAACCCCCCAUCGUGAAAAUAGGACAGAACCAUGGGACAGCAAACUUCAAGGAAGAGCGGCGAGUGCUCUUGCGGCUGCGGCUUUGAGCGCCGGCGGUACGCGGAGUCUCCGAGCAGCGUGCAGAGAUACGUCAGCGCUGUCACGGACAGAUGGUCGGCCCGCGAGUGCUCGUGCCGGCGGCGCGGGCGGCGGCCGGCGUGCGUGUGCACCGCGUACCGCCGCGUCAGCGUCGCCGACGCCAUCGCCGACGACCGGUUGGCGGCAGUUAUAACGCUCGGCGCUAGGGAUCUACGCAGAGAACUCGACACCAUCGUCUUAAACCGAGAAGGCGACAACCCAACAGACAACUCUACUGCUGAGGUUUACGUUCUCUCAGUGGCUCCCAGGUCCGACUCAGAGUCCUCACAAGAAGGCAGAAGGAGUGAGCUCACACAAGCUAGUGAUGGCUCCAUACGAUUACAUCCACAUUUCCAGGUGGUGUGUGGUGGGGAGCUGCGCGCGCUGCUGCUCCGGGCUCCGCUGGCGGCCGGGAACCCGCCCGGGCCCGGGCCGCACGCCGCUCAACCUAUACCUACUAAAGUCCACACGCAGGUGGACUACAUACAUUGCCUAGUACCAGACCUUCAACAGAUCACAGCCUGUUCUUUCUACUGGGGCAAGAUGGACCGGUACGAAGCAGAACGACUAUUGGACAAUAAACCUGAAGGCACAUUCCUCCUCCGCGACUCUGCGCAGGAAGACCACCUGUUUUCUGUGUCGUUCCGCAAGUAUGGCCGCUCGCUGCACGCCAGGAUCGAGCACUACCAGCACCGCUUCAGCUUCGACUCGCACGACCCGGCCGUGUUCGCCGCGCCCACGGUCACGAGGCUCAUAGAACACUAUAAGGACCCAGCGUGCGUGAUGUUCUUCGAGCCGAUGCUGACCGCCCCGCUGCCCCGCACGAGCCCCUUCAGUCUGCAGCAGCUCGCCCGAGCCGUCAUCGUGUCGCACACCAGCUAUGACGGCGUAGAAAAGCUGCCCCUCCCGCCGCGCAUGCGCGCGUACCUCAAGGAGUACCACUACAGACAACGGGUGCGCGUGCGCCGACUCGAACCUGAACUGUUCCCACACUUGUCCUAGCGACACCCCUUCUAUUGGUA